AUGAAUGGCAGGUCAACUAAUAGAGAGAAAUCAACAAACACACAGGUUGGUAGGAUAAAAGAGAAAGAGUUUAAAGAAAUGCAAGACAGAGAAGCCAACUUAAUUAUUAAAGGCGUGAAAGAGUAUGGGGAAAAGGAACAUACUCUUCACCUUGCAAGUGAUUUCCUUAGAGACAUGGUGAGGUGGCAAGGUAAAAUUUGCCAGGUAUGGAGGGUGGGCAAGAUUUGCAAUGAUAGGGUUAGGCCCGUAAAAGUCAUCUUAUCUGAUGUGCGUGACAAGCAUAAUCUUUUAAACAAAAAACAACUUUUGAGGGGUUCCCGUUUCUUCCUUGAUGAAGAUUUAACUAUUAAGCAAGAAGAGUACAAAAGAGAAGAAUUGGCAAAAGUUAGAGCAGCAAGAGAUGAAGGAAAAAGGGUGUGGCUAUACAAGGGCAAAGCUGUUAUUGCAUAUUUUGGUCCUCAUUCUAAAACAGGACAACAAGCUGGCAGCAAAGUUAUAGCAACAAAUUCCUUAGCAGAGAGUAGAGGUGCAAGGUCAUCAUGGGCAAAUGUGGUUGAAGACCCAAUUUUGGGUCUUACAUGUCAAUAUGAAUAA
This is a messenger RNA of Cryptomeria japonica (Japanese cedar), 594 nucleotides long. RefSeq lists its product as uncharacterized. The coding region runs from base 1 to 594 and encodes 197 amino acids. Lineage: Eukaryota; Viridiplantae; Streptophyta; Pinopsida; Cupressales; Cupressaceae. The transcript has a single exon. The record is from RefSeq and is a predicted model, not a curated record.